AUGAUAACGCUAUUCGGCGGCAUUUUUCUAUGGUUCCGUUCUUUGUUACAAUCACGAAAUGUCCCAAAAGUUGGUUUCGGCAUAGCGGUAUCCAGCGGUCGGGAAAAUCCAAAUUUCACAUCGGGUGAUCCGGCAGUUAUCGUCAGUGACGUCAUUCCAACCGGUCCCGCUUGGGGGCUUGUUCAGGUGAACGAUUGCAUAUUAUCGGCAAACGGUGUAGCACUUGAAAGUGCCGAUUACGCGGAGGCAGUAAAGAUUAUGAAGGAAUCGCAGCAAUUAAAUAUGAUUGUAAAACGACGAGUGCCGAUGCCGCUUAUCGAAUAUGAACAACGUACGCUAAAGUUCACCUUGUCAAAGUCUCGGAAAAAAGAAGAUUUCGGCAUUAUCCUUGGUUGUAAAUUCUACAUUAAAGAAAUCACGAAUCGUAAGCUAGCUGAAAAAGAUCCCGGUUUACGUGAAGGUGAUACAGUACUCAGGAUAAAUGGUCAAUCCGUAGAAGGUAUCACAAUUGAGGAAGCAACUAAAUGGCUUUCAAAAAGUCGUGAAAAACUUUCUCUUGUUGUUCAAAGGGACGUGCGACGGGACAGCAGCAGAUGGCCGAGUCAGAAUACAGUUUAUGAACGGUUAGGUUCAGUAUCGGGAACACCGCGUCAUAGUCCGUCACCGAUGCAUAAUUUACAUCAGUCUUUAGCACCGCGAUCAUCACUCGAAUAUGUCAAUACUUCGGCAAUGUCGAACACCAGGUGGUCUCAAAGUGAACGGCAAUCAAUUGAUUAUGGAGAUUUUCAUCGAAGGAAUGGAAGUAUUACAAACAGUCAAAGUAGUCAAGGCGAUGUCGGCGUUAGGACAGUCCGCUUUCGAAAAAUUGGCGGUAGUUUGGGAGUCCGUGUAAUUGGUGGAAAUCAAGUUGGUAUUUUUGUAUCAGCUGUCCAAGAAGAUUCACCUGCUGCAGUACAUUCCAUCAGGUCGGGCGAUCGAAUUUUGUUCGUUAAUGAGAAAUCGAUGAUUGGAGUUACUCGGGAGGAGGCUGUUCGUCACUUGUUGGCACUGCAGGAUGAUGUAACUAUCAAAGUGGAAUAUGCAGCUGCGGAUUUUGAAAGGAUCAGAAAUGGGCCACUAGGAGAUAACUUUUAUAUUAGGACCCAUUUUGCCCAUCAAAAAUCAUCUAAUCAACUGGAAUUAUCAUUUCAUAACGGUGAUAUUUUCCAUAUCACGGAUACCCUUUUUGGUGGAACAGUUGGCUUUUGGCAAGCUACACGCGUCUAUUCUGCUGCUGAGAACGGAAAUUAUGCUCAAAACGAUAGCAAUAAAGGCGUUAUACCAAAUUUAGAAACAGCCGAAAAACUGGCGAAAACAGCACGUGUUGACACAUCAACAUUUGGUCGUUCUACUUUCUUCCGGCGGAAACUGAAAGAGCGACGGACGAAGUCGUUGACAAAGAAUGUAGUCGAUGACGUAACCUUUGAUAAUACCUGUGAUAUGGCCUUUCCUGCUUAUGAACGAGUCACAUUGAGGCAUCCCCAGUUCCAAAGGCCUUUAGUACUCUUUGGUCCAUUGGCAGAUAUUGCUCGACAGCGGUUGCUGACAAGUUUUGCUCUUCGUUUUGCAGGUGUUGUCGAUGAAAGUAUCGUGCGAUUGAGUGCAAUCGAUGCCGUUAUCGCUGCUAAUAAGCAUUGUGUACUGGACGUUAGUCCAGGGUCAGUAGAACGUCUGCAGCUUGCACAGUAUGCACCUAUUGUUAUUUUUAUUGAUGUUGAAAGUCGAAGCAGAAUACGUGAACUUAGAAGUAAGGCUGGCGCUGCAACUAUUUCUUCCAAAAAACUCGCUGAACAAGCGCACAAAAUAAAGAAACAUUACUCAUAUCUUUUGACAGCAACGCUCGAUGCAACGAAAGAGGAUGGCUGGUUUGAAGCUCUGCUGCAACUGAUAGCGCAUUUGCAAAAUCGUCGGGUGUGGAUGCCAGAAUUUCGACCUCUCACUAAUCUGAAUGAUGUGAUAUUGCUGCCUAUGCAUAGUUUCCAAAAUCAGAGUGAUUCUGAUGUGGACUCAUUAAAAGGGGAUUAUUCAACCAAUGAAUAUUUUACAAGGUCACAAUUGCAACUGGAAAACAGCGAUUCUCUCGCGAAGUCUAGCUUCGACACUCAACUAAGCGGCUACGAUACACAAUAUCCACGACCACUUCGACCAGUUCAGUCACAUCUGACAAAUUAUCCACCAUCACCAUCACCAGUUGUUGCUUCUUCUGCUGGAAUGUUAGCACCAAGAAGCAGUUUCUACCAAAAUAUCCAUCCUUACAUUAGCAACAACCGUUGGGUCAACCAUACUACCACCUCUGGGACUGUAAAUACCAACGCUGCUGUGCCGACACAAGCUGGCUUCAGUGAUGCAAAACAGGUUUUGGCCGAAAAUGCUCAAGAUUUUCCAGUCGGUGGUACACGAGAAAUUAUGCGGAAUCAUUUUGAGAAUAUCGACAGUUCAUUACCAUAUGGUGCCAACAACUCCAUAAUUGGUGAUCGGGAUACGAUGACGCAUUCGGGUCGAACAGGAUUGUUUUAUGACCAUUUGACAAGGGAUCGAUGGGUUAGUAACCAAACUGAAAAAAGGCAAAAUAUGCCAUCCCAGAUUUUGCAUGGUAAUUCGCCAUUCCAUGCUCCAAAUGCAGCAACAUCAUCGUUGCCUAGUGAAGAUCGAAUGCUGAUGAGCGAGAAUAAUGAAACGAUGCAUAACACUGAGGACAAUUCUGUCUUGCGGUUAUCGCACGCAUCUCCAACGAAUGAUUUUAAUGCUCCAGUGGAUCAUAUUGCUAGUGGUGGUAAUGAUGCCACAAAGGAUGCUAUCACGAGUACGGAUUCUAAUGCUACAGUUAUUGAGCAUGCGACAGGUAUGAUAGACGUCCGAGGCGGGAGAUUGAGCUGCCCAAAAACUGGCGUGUCACUGAUCAUUCCCGAAGGAGCAAUCAAUGAAGGCAUUCAACAAGAAAUUUACGUGAAAGUUUGCCGAGCAAGUGACGCUGGAAAUCGACCACCACUUGAUGAAAGUCGGGGUGAGAGUUUAAUGAGUCCAUUGGUGAUGUGUGGGCCUCAAGAUUUGCAGUUCAAUGUUCCGGUUGAAUUGCGAUUACCCCAUUCCGUCUCAAACAGUAGUGAGAAUUGGUCAUUAGCUUUAAAGUCUGGUACUGGACAGCAGUGGGAUCAAGUGGCAUUGGAUAAAAACACUUCAUCGGUUGUAACAGACCAUUUUGUUUCCAUUAAAAUCAAUCAUUUCUAAAAAUCUUAGUAAAUAUAUGAAGUUCAUUUGUUAUUGUUAUGGUAAGCUCAUUAUUAUUAUUUUUUAAAAUAUAUUUCCAUUAUUAAUUAAGGCUUCUUUAC
Messenger RNA from Loa loa (African eye worm), 3368 nucleotides. RefSeq lists its product as hypothetical. Gene Ontology annotation, biological process: protein localization to cell-cell junction; cell-cell junction organization; cell-cell adhesion. The record is from RefSeq and is a predicted model, not a curated record. Gene Ontology annotation, molecular function: cell adhesion molecule binding. Lineage: Eukaryota; Metazoa; Nematoda; Chromadorea; Rhabditida; Onchocercidae. The transcript has 22 exons. Gene Ontology annotation, cellular component: bicellular tight junction; plasma membrane. The coding region runs from base 1 to 3267 and encodes 1088 amino acids.